AUGAGCGGGUACGGUAACGCCGAGGAAUUCUCCGAAGGAGCCAAAAUUAACGCCAGCAAAAACCAGCAAGAUGAUGGGAAAAUGUUUAUUGGAGGGCUCAGUUGGGACACAAGCAAAAAAGAUCUCACAGAAUACCUGUCAAGAUUUGGUGAAGUGGUUGACUGCACAAUAAAAACAGAUCCAGUCACUGGACGAUCAAGAGGUUUUGGCUUCGUCCUAUUUAAGGAUGCAAUAAGUGUAGACAAAGUACUUGAGACGAAGGAACACAAACUUGAUGGGAAACUUAUUGAUCCCAAAAGAGCAAAGGCAUUGAAAGGCAAGGAGCCUCCCAAGAAAGUCUUUGUUGGUGGCUUAAGCCCUGAUACCACAGAGGAACAGAUCAAGGACUACUUUGGUGGAUUUGGUGAAAUUGAGAACAUUGAACUUCCCAUGGACACAAAGACAAAUGAAAGGAGAGGGUUCUGUUUCAUCACAUACACAGAUGAGGAACCAGUAAAGAAGUUGUUGGAAAACAGAUAUCACCAAAUUGGCUCAGGAAAGUGUGAGAUCAAAGUUGCACAGCCUAAAGAAGUCUACAGACAACAGCAACAGCAGCAACAACAAAAGGGAGGAAGAGGUGCAUCGACAGGACGAGGUGGUGGAAGAGGGAGAGGAAGAGGUCAAGGUCAGAACUGGAAUCAAGGUUACAAUAACUACUACGAUCAAGGAUAUGGAGGCUAUGGAAACAACUCUUACGAUUCGUACAACAGUUACGGUGGAUAUGACUAUUCAAACUACAACUAUGGAAGCUAUGGUGGAUACAACCAAGGUUACACAGAUUACAGUGGCCAGCAGAGCACAUAUGGCAAGGCAUCUAGGGGAGGUGGAAGUCACCAAAAUAACUAUCAGCCUUAUUAA
Staurois parvus is the source of this 897-nucleotide messenger RNA. NCBI's taxonomy places the organism in Eukaryota, Metazoa, Chordata, Amphibia, Anura, Ranidae. The record is from the annotation of a GenBank genome assembly.